GUUCUAUUUGUGGCGCUUGUGUCUGAGGUUUGACUGUCUGAGAUAACAAAUGGACUUCCUAGUGGAAAUAGAUGAUGAAUUGGAUUAUAAUGAAAGUGAAUCACCUGUAACUCUUAAAAGAACCAAUACAGGAGACUUAAAACCUUCACAACCUAAAUCAACUAAUCCAAGUGAUAAAAGCCGUCGUACUGUAGUUUCACCUCGUGAAGAAGGCGAAGCUUAUUCAGAUGAUGAAAAUGAUUCUAACAUGCCACCAGUUGAUUCAAAACGUGAAUAUAACAGUAAACAAAUGAGUUAUUUUGAUAAAGAAGAAGGUGAAGCAUCCAGUGAAGAAGAUCGACGCUAUGACAAUGCAAGGAGAGAAAAAUUAGCUUCCAGUAAACAUCCUCCAGGAAAUACUAGUUUAACACUUGAGGAGAAUCAAUAUCGAAACCGUUUACAUGAACGAUAUGAACGUCGUGAACGUGAAAAGAAGCGAAUGCGUGAUAACAUAGAUUCAGAGCCAACAAUGCAUGGUUCAAGUCAACAUGGACGUCCUGCAUAUUACAAUGAGAAUUCUACUUCAAGCAGUGAAAGAGAAGGUAUCCAUUCUAAUGCAAAAGUUGAAGAAUCAGAAGGUACUCGAAAGUAUCAAUCUUCUAAACAGUCAGAUUCAAAGCAGAGAGAUCGAAUAAUGACGUCUACAGCUAGUCAACCAUUAGAUAAAUCACCUCAAGAUAAUCGAUCAUACAAAACAAUUGUACAGACAGAACGUGAAGAAUACCUGUUAAAAUGUAAUCAAAAUCAAUCCACUUCCAUGAUGAUAUCCGAUAGAAUUAUUGAUUCACAAACUACUAUUUAUACCACGGAUGAAUUAAAUCCUUCCCAAUUAGAAAUAAAUCGUAAAGUAAAAUCAAAAAAAUCUAAACGAGAUCGUAAAGAGAAAGAUCGUAAAAUGUCUACAUCAAAAAAUCGUGAUGUGAUGUUGUUGGUAAAAAUGAAAAAAGACAAUAAACAACAACGAAAAAUUACCUCUUCCGGUGCAGGUACCAUUAACAAUCCAUCAGAUUUUCAUAAUUGGGAAUCAUUUCAAAAAUAUGCUAAAUCAACAACAGAUCGUCAUCAUGGCUCUCUAUUACAAAGUCGUUCAGGUUCAUUAGAUUCUAUUUCAUCAGCUUCAUCACAACUGAGUAAACUUUCUGCUUAUUCUGGUUAUUCAUCACAUUCGUCGCCAGUGACAACAUAUCGUAAGUCAACAUCAUUAACAAGUGGUCAUCAACAAUCACAGCAACAACCACAACAACCACAACCACUUCGACAUACAUCUCAAUCACCUCAUGAUCUUGAUGAUGAAUCGUAUGGUUAUUAUUCUAAGAAACGUUAUCAUCGUGAAGCUAGAGAGACUGCACCACCACCUGAAUCAACACGUCAUUAUACUGGUUCGAAUGCACAAAUAUCAAUGAAAAUGAAACAUAAACGUAAAGCUGAUAAACGUGAACUGUUGGAAAGUAGUAACAAUAAUAAUUAUAGUACAAUCAAUUUACCAAAUAAACGUGAAAAACUAUCACAAGAUAAAGAAAAUGCCAAUCUAGACAUAGACGACGAUUCACGUACUACACAUUAUCGUCAUCAUCAUCAUCAUUCUAUUACAACAAGUUAUAUUAAAGGUAAAAUGUUAAAAUCUGUUGGAACUGAACCAAGUAAGCAUAAAAAACAUUCAUCAUCAUCGUCAUCAUUAUCAUUGAAAAGUUCAAAAUUAAAAUCCGGUAAUCGAUUGACGUUGAAAAGGUUAUCGUCCAGUUCCAAACAUGCAAAUGAUUAUGAACAAGAAGAAGGGGAAGAGGAAGUAGAAGAAGGCAAUGACAACAGUGUAGUACAACAGCAACAACACCAACACCGCCAACAACAACAGUAUUCUGAAGAAAAUGAUUCAGAUGAUUCACAUACUAAACGAAUCAAUCAUGAUGGCAGUUAUAAUAAUAAAUCGAUAGAUAUAAAUGAGAAGAUUAGUGGAAAAUCUAAAGAAUCAUCACAAGGAUUAUUAUUUCCUACUGGAAAUGAAAUAAAAAAUGAAUUCAAUCGACUCCAUCUACCGCCAGCUCCACGUUAUCCAGGCUAUUCAGAAUCUUCUUCAUCAUCAGAUGAGGCGGAGGAUGACAAUGAUGUAGCAGUAGUUGGAAAUAAUUUCUUACGUAAUGAUCAUGAAAUGAAAGUUGGCGAUGAAGGUGAUGAUGAGGAUGAUGUUAACGAUGAUAAGUAUAGAGAACUACGUAAAGGUGAUGAUGGUGUUGAUGAUGACGAUGAUGAUGUUGAUAAUGAAGAUGCAGUCGACUCGUUUAAGAAUAAACCACCAGGAAAACCAUUUUAUUUUCCAUCUAUACAAGGUUGUAGAUCAGUGGAAGAAUUUGAAUGUCUAAAUCGUAUUGAAGAAGGCACAUAUGGUGUUGUCUAUCGGGCACGUGAUAAAAAAGUCAAUGAAAUUGUUGCAUUGAAACGUUUAAAAAUGGAAAAAGAACGUGAUGGUUUCCCUAUUACAUCAUUACGUGAAAUUAAUAUGUUGAUGAAAGCUCAACAUGAAAAUAUUGUUACUGUACGUGAAAUUGUAGUCGGUAGUAAUAUGGAUAAAAUCUAUUUAGUCAUGGAUUAUGUGGAACAUGAUUUAAAAUCAUUAAUGGAGAUUAUGAAUGGUCCUUUCAGUGUUGGUGAAGUGAAAUGUUUACUUGUACAAUUAUUAAGAGCAGUUAGUCAUUUACAUGAUAAUUGGAUAUUACAUCGAGAUUUAAAAACGUCAAAUCUUUUAUUAAGUCAUCAAGGAAUUUUAAAAGUUGGAGAUUUUGGUUUAGCUCGUGAAUAUGGUUCACCUUUGAAACAUUAUACUGAGGUUGUAGUUACAUUAUGGUAUCGAGCACCGGAAUUGUUGUUAGGUACAAAACAAUACACUUGUCCAAUUGAUUUAUGGUCAGUUGGUUGUAUUUUUGCUGAAUUUUUGCUACAACGACCAUUAUUCCCUGGGAAAGGUGAAGUGGAUGAAUUGAAUAUUAUUUUUCGUGAUUUAGGCACACCAACAGAACGUAUAUGGCCUGGUGUAUCACAAUUACCCGGUAUUAAAAAAUGUGUUUUCACUGAAUAUCCAUAUAAUCAAUUAAGGCGAAGAUUUACGGAAAAACAAAUUUCAGAUCAAGGUUUUGAUUUAUUAAAUAGUUUCCUUACAUAUUGUCCAGAUAAACGAAUUACUGCAGAAAAAGCACUUGUUCAUCCUUAUUUCAAUGAACGUCCUCGUGCUAUCCAUCCAUCAAUGUUUCCAAGUUGGCCAGCUAAAUCUGAAGGUGGUGUAGCUGUACGCAAGGCAUCACCACGUGCACCAGCUGGUGGUGGUGCUUUAGCAGCUGCAGCGGCUGCUGUAGCUGCUGCUGCGGCCGCAGCCGCCGCCACCGCAUCAUCUCUAGUGACAACAAGUGCCGGUUGUCGUAUGAAAUAUCAACCUCCAGCACCUCCAAUGGGUGGUCAACGAUUUUAUAGUAGUAUGUCUGAUUCACGUCCAGGUACAGCAAAUCAAGGAUCAGGUGAUGCGUUUACUACUAGUGGUGUAGAUAAAGGAUUUUUACUACGUUUUUAAAGAAACUAUUUCAUUAUUCUCUCUCUCUCUCUCCCAGUUGCUUUGUACAGAAAAAAACAUAAUUUAAGAUUCUUACUUUUGUGUGUAUUGUAACUUGCUGCUGCCCCUGCUCUUCUUCUACGAAAAUGUAUAUGUAAUCUAUACAAUAAAUUUGAUUUUUACCAAUGA
Molecule: messenger RNA, 3763 nt
Organism: Schistosoma turkestanicum
Lineage: Eukaryota; Metazoa; Platyhelminthes; Trematoda; Strigeidida; Schistosomatidae
Source: the annotation of a GenBank genome assembly